This is a messenger RNA of Salvia hispanica, 705 nucleotides long. RefSeq lists its product as uncharacterized. NCBI's taxonomy places the organism in Eukaryota, Viridiplantae, Streptophyta, Magnoliopsida, Lamiales, Lamiaceae. The record is from RefSeq and is a predicted model, not a curated record.
AUGAAUAGAAGCCUCUGCAUUUUCCUCAUCCCUGUUUCUCUUCUUCUAUCAUGCCUGGUACAACACAUUCAUGCAACCCAAUACAUCGUAACGAACACGGUCCCCAACACCCCGGGCGGCCAGUUGUUCGACACUGAAAUCGGUGUUGAUUUCACCUUAUCAAUCAUGCCAGCCAUCAACAAUUUCAUCCAUCAAGUCUUUGAAGAAAGUAGCCCUGAAGAUAGAAGGGACGUCCCUGUUUUGAAUGUAUACAUCUCCGAAUUCCCCGGUUACGCAUAUAAAAACGGUGACAACAUCAACAUAAGUGCCUCGGCAAUGUACAACAUGUACCAGCCUAGGUCGGUCUCAAAGUGGAUGUUCAUUUCUGUAUUGACUCAUGAGAUGACUCAUGUGUUCCAGUGGCAUGGUAAUUUUGGAGCUCCCGGUGGCCUCACGGAGGGGACUGCAGACUACGUGAAGGUCAAGUCGGGCUACUACAGGCAGGCUUAUUAUACUAAGCCCGGUGCAGGUAAGAAGUGGGAUGAAGGGUACGGUGUGACAGAGAGGUUUUUGGAGUACUGUGACAGUUUGCUUCCAGGUUUUACUGUAAAACUGAAUAAGAAGAUGAGGUACCAAUACAACAAUGCGUAUUGGGUUGAGUUGCUCGGGAAACCCGUGGAAGAGCUCUGGGGAGAGUACAAAGCCAAGUAUGGGAACCAACCUUAA